UCUUCAUAACCAUCAAACACAAAAUUUCGUUUUUAGUCCAAUUAAGAUGGCUGCUUCGAGAAUGCACAGGAUGACUCUCCUGGUUUUGCUUCUGCUCGUAUGUAACGAUCUCGCCCUUGUGUCCAGCCGUCCGCAACAGAAUCCGCGUCGUAACCACAGACCUGGCGCACGACGAAGUGGAAGCAAUCGAGACAUAUGUGGUGGAGGUCAGUUCCGUUGUGGUGACAACAGCUGCAUCCCUUACUUUUGGAGAUGUGAUGAAGACAAUGACUGUCCCGGUGCUGAGGAUGAGAGAGAUUGCCCCGCCUCUGGGUAGUGAGCCUCAAGCUAUGGAGAGAGAGAGAGAGAGACAGAGAGAGAGAGAGAGAGAGCAAGUAAGAUGGCGAUUAAGCAACUUGAAGUAGAUUGUAUUUAUUUUUUUCAAAAUUUACAACAUCUUCGUCAUUAUCUCCAUCAUCAGCAGCAUUAUGAAAAGUACACUCACUUGAGAGAGUGCUUUGGGGAAAAGACUGGCGGGAAAUAUUCAGAUGAUCCAGACUAAGACAUACCAUGUUUGCAGCACGAAAGGCCACCAGAUCCCACAUGUACAAUAAAACCAGACAGGGAAGAGAGACGUCCGAAUGACUGUACAGGAGCGAUUCUGUAUGCUGCAGAAGAUGCUUCAAAAAUGGCAUUGGAGUCCAUGUAAAAUUUAGGAAGUAAUGGUUGUAUCUACUACUGUCCAACGUCUUCUUCUGAGGUGUGAUACUGUGCAAGAUAUGGGCUGAAACCAGAGAGGCCGGUCGUCCUCAUCAUAGCCAGGCCAAGCAGCGCUCACUAUCGUUAAUACGGUUGGCUGCAUUUGCCAUAGGAUGCUUUUUUUAUUUUAAAGAAGGACUUUAUCGAUUAAUGGAUUUCAAACUCUUCUUUACGGUCACACCGUCAGUUAGCAAUAAAUAUGCACAUUUAUUUUGUUUAUAUUGGAAAGUAAAGAAAAGACAUUUUAUGUGCAUGCUUUCAGAAUGGAGGAGGGGCCUAGAGUGUACAUUCUGUGAUUCGAUUUCGACCGGCACCUAAAAGUUUUCUUCAUAAUGGUUGUACAUGUACAUGUAUAAUAUUUCGGAAAGUAUAUUUUCAUUGCAUCAUUUUACUUUGUCGUAAGAGCAUUCUUCCGUGUCAAAAUGUUGAGAACCAUUAGAAUCUAGUUUCUUGAUAAUAAAUCUUAAUUUUAAAGAGCAAUGCGUUUUAUAAAAUCACCCCCACCACCAUCAUCAUCAUCAUCAUCAUCAUGUCCACCAUCAUCAUCACCAUGAGUGGCAGUAUAAAUAAAUGAAGAGAGUUUGAAAUAAAGAAACUUUUACAAACAAUACUCUAUUCAAAAAUUAAUAACACCAAUAAAUAGUCAAUUCUU
This is a messenger RNA of Aplysia californica (California sea hare), 1390 nucleotides long. Its product is annotated as low-density lipoprotein receptor-related protein 8. The transcript is spliced from 4 exons. Lineage: Eukaryota; Metazoa; Mollusca; Gastropoda; Aplysiida; Aplysiidae. Gene Ontology annotation, molecular function: protein binding. The record is from RefSeq and is a predicted model, not a curated record. The coding region runs from base 47 to 316 and encodes 89 amino acids.